This is a messenger RNA of Sorghum bicolor (sorghum), 1713 nucleotides long. RefSeq names its product actin-3. Bases 237 to 1370 code for a protein of 377 amino acids. The transcript is spliced from 5 exons. Lineage: Eukaryota; Viridiplantae; Streptophyta; Magnoliopsida; Poales; Poaceae. The record is from RefSeq and is a predicted model, not a curated record.
GCCGGCGCAUAUAAAUGAGACGGACGCCGUUCUGGCGUUCUCCCCUUCCCUUCCAGAGCAGAGCAGGCACACCUCACCGCAGCGCCCUCCUCGUCUCUAUCCCCGUCGGAUCCACCACCGAGCACCGACCGACCGCACCUCUGCUCGCUCCUGCCGCCACAAUCGCUGCUCUUCUCUAAGUGCUGUCGAUUUGUGCGUUGGCUGGUUUUCAUUCGGUUCCAUCCUUGUGUUGAUCAAUGGCUGACGGUGAGGAUAUCCAGCCACUUGUGUGUGACAAUGGCACUGGAAUGGUCAAGGCUGGCUUUGCUGGUGAUGAUGCGCCCAGAGCAGUGUUCCCUAGUAUAGUUGGCCGCCCUCGGCACACGGGUGUGAUGGUUGGAAUGGGCCAAAAGGAUGCCUAUGUUGGUGAUGAGGCACAGUCAAAAAGAGGUAUCUUGACCUUGAAGUACCCCAUUGAACAUGGUAUCGUGAACAACUGGGAUGAUAUGGAGAAAAUCUGGCAUCACACCUUCUACAAUGAACUGCGUGUUGCUCCUGAAGAGCAUCCAGUUCUGCUGACAGAAGCACCUCUGAACCCAAAGGCAAACAGAGAGAAGAUGACCCAAAUUAUGUUUGAGACAUUCAAUGCACCAGCAAUGUAUGUUGCUAUCCAAGCUGUUCUUUCCCUAUAUGCCAGUGGUCGCACAACAGGUAUUGUACUUGAUUCUGGUGACGGUGUGACCCACACUGUGCCAAUCUAUGAGGGAUACGCGCUUCCUCAUGCUAUUCUUAGGUUGGAUCUUGCUGGUCGUGAUCUGACUGACUGCCUAAUGAAGAUCCUCACAGAAAGGGGUUAUUCCUUCACUACAACAGCAGAACGGGAAAUUGUAAGAGAUAUAAAGGAGAAGCUGGCCUUUGUCGCCCUUGAUUACGAGCAGGAGCUCGAGACUGCUAAGAGCAGCUCCUCUGUCGAGAAGAGCUAUGAGUUGCCUGAUGGGCAGGUCAUCACAAUUGGCGCAGAAAGGUUCAGAUGCCCAGAAGUGCUUUUCCAGCCGUCACUGAUUGGGAUGGAAGCUCCUGGCAUCCAUGAGACCACCUACAACUCUAUCAUGAAAUGUGAUGUUGAUAUCAGGAAGGAUCUGUAUGGCAACAUCGUUCUCAGUGGAGGAACAACCAUGUUCCCUGGCAUUGCUGACAGGAUGAGCAAGGAGAUUAGUGCCCUUGCACCGAGCAGUAUGAAAAUCAAGGUAGUGGCGCCUCCAGAGAGAAAAUACAGUGUUUGGAUUGGUGGUUCAAUCCUUGCCUCCCUCAGCACAUUCCAGCAGAUGUGGAUAUCCAAGGAAGAAUACGAUGAAUCCGGACCUGCUAUCGUCCACCGAAAAUGCUUCUGAGCUUUCAGCCGCACCUUUCGUUGUGUGUCAGGCUGUUGAGAUCUGCAUUAUUGAGUGUCUUUGUGAAGUACAUAUAGUUUUUGCGAGCAUGAUUGCAUGAGGGAAGGAGUACACCCAACUAAGCAUUUGCCUUUCAUAUGCCCUGCUUUAGUGAUCCAGAUGCUGCUUCUUCAAGUGAUUUGUCGAUAUAGUAUGCGAGCAAUGUAUUGGUUUUGGCUACAGCUGUCCUGUCAUGACAUUAGCUAUGUAUCUAUCUAUAUCUGCAUACAGUAUUGGCUAUUUGGUCGUUUUCCCUGUGGGCGGAAGACUCGAUAUGAUAUUUAAGUUCACAGUUUUUUUUUUA